CCAUGGCGGCCGCAGCGUCCUUGCAGUAUUUGCUGGAAGAAGCCACCUGUUCCAUAUGCCUGGAGUAUUUCCAGGACCCCGUGCUCAUCCCGGAGUGCGGCCACAACUUCUGCCGGGGCUGCUUGACCGGCAGUUGGGGAACGUCGGAAUCGGAGGCUUCCUGUCCCCAGUGCAGACAGACCUUCAAGCCCCGCAACGUCCUGCCCAACAGGCAGCUGGCGCGGCUGGUGGAAAUGGCCAGGAGAUGCGAAGAUCCUUGGGGCGAGGAAGGAGGGAGCGUCUGCCCGAAGCACCGGGAGCCCCUCAAGCUCUUUUGUAAGCACCACGAGACCCUCAUCUGCGUGGUCUGCAACCGAUCCAAAAAGCACAGGGGCCACUUGGUGAUCCCUGCGGAGGAGGCUUUCCAGGAGUACCAGCUCAAGGUUGGGGAUUGCCUGAAGGCUCAGAAGGAGGAGAAAGAAAAAAUAGCUACAUACAAAACCGAAACCGAACAAAGAGUUCAGGAGAUGCUUGUAAGUAUUGAUCCAACGGAGAGGGCGAUGGCGGCCGAGGCACUCUUGCUGGAAGAAGCCACCUGCUCCAUCUGCCUGGAGUAUUUCCAGGACCCCGUGCUCAUCCCGGAGUGCGGCCACAACUUCUGCCGGGGCUGCCUGACCGGCAGUUGGAGAACGUCGGAAUCGGAGGCUUCCUGUCCCGUGUGCAGACAGACCUUCGUGCCCCGCAACGUCCUCCCCAACAGGCAGCUGGCGCGGCUGGUGGAAGAGGCCGGACGUUGCAUAGGAUCCUGGGGCGAGGACGGAGGGAGCUUCUGCCCGAAGCACCGGGAGCCCCUCAAGCUCUUUUGUAAGCACGACGAGACCCUCAUCUGCGUGGUCUGCAACCUAUCCAAAGAGCACAGGGACCACUCGGUGAUCCCGGCGGAGGAGGCUCUCCAGGAGUACCAGAUCAAUGUUGGGGAUUGCCUGAAGGCUCAGAAGGAGGAGAAAGAAAAAAUAGUUAUAUACAAAACAGACACAGAGCAAAGUGUUCAGGAGAUGCUUGUAAGUAUUGAUCCAACGGACCUCAUCGAAAAAAAGAAAAAAAAUGUAGUGGCUGAAUUCAGAGAACUACAACUCUGGUUAGAAGGACAGGAGAAGCUUCUGUUGGCUAGCAUGGAAGAAACGGAGAAGGAUAUUAUGGCAAUAAAGGAGAAACGUUUGGCCAAGCACAUGGAGGAUCUGUGCUCUCUUGACGAUCUCAUCCAGGAGAUAGAGGAGAAGCAUCAGCAGCCAGCCAGCAAACUCUUACAGGACAUUGGAAGCACUUUGAAGAAGUACCAGGCUAAGAAAACAUAUGAAAAUCCGGUGGAUUUACUUAUAGAUCCGAAGUGGACAAUCUGGGCUUACAGUAAUAUGACUGUGUUUCUUAAAAGCGCUCUGAAAAAAUUGAGAGAUACUCUGGAAAGUGGACUGCAAGUAGAGGAAGUGAAUGUAAUUCUGGAUCCAGACACAGCCCAUCCUGACCUCCUUGACUUCUCCGAAGAUCGAAAAAGCGCCAAAGGAAUUAAGCCAGUUAAAGCAAUACAUCCCGUACCAAACUGCAAUAGAUUUGAAUAUAAUCCAUAUGUCCUUGGCUGUCAGAGGUUCUCAACAGGAAGACAUUUCUGGAAAGUUGCUGUAGGCGAUGCAGCAGGAUGGGGUGUAGGGAUUGCCAGCAAGCCAGUGAACUUAACAAAUAUUGAUGUGCAGACCAGAUACUGGCAGAUUGGGGAAUGGGAAGGGAAAUACAUGGCUAUCUCUCCAUCAGAACGCUCUGAACUGGUCCUGAAUGAGAAGCCCAGGAAUAUCUGCAUCUCUCUCGACUGCGAAGAGGCGCAAGUGAGCUUUUUUGAUGCCAGGACAGCAGCUCUGCUCCAUACAUUCUUGGAUGAUUCCUUGGUUGAAGAGACCCUUCUGCCCUGUUUCUUUUUGCAUGAUGGCGCCUGCGUGACACUCCCCUAAAGUAAGGGGCAUCCACAAACAAUACUUUGGAAAAUUUACUUUGCUAAACAGUGAUGCUUGAAAGCCUUUAAAGCAGUGGUUCCUUAGCUUUUUGCCACACUGAAUUGCUUGCAGUUGGGUGGCCUUGUAAAUUGAAUUUUAAAAAUGAAAUACAUU
Messenger RNA from Protobothrops mucrosquamatus (brown spotted pit viper), 2135 nucleotides. RefSeq names its product E3 ubiquitin-protein ligase TRIM39. The transcript is spliced from 9 exons. Lineage: Eukaryota; Metazoa; Chordata; Lepidosauria; Squamata; Viperidae. The record is from RefSeq and is a predicted model, not a curated record. Bases 3 to 1979 code for a protein of 658 amino acids. Gene Ontology annotation, molecular function: zinc ion binding; protein binding.